Molecule: messenger RNA, 2913 nt
Organism: Drosophila ananassae
Lineage: Eukaryota; Metazoa; Arthropoda; Insecta; Diptera; Drosophilidae
Gene: sob
Product: protein sister of odd and bowel
Exons: 2
Coding region: 775-2571 (598 amino acids)
Biological process (GO): embryonic hindgut morphogenesis; embryo development; embryonic pattern specification
Cellular component (GO): nucleus
Molecular function (GO): RNA polymerase II transcription regulatory region sequence-specific DNA binding; DNA-binding transcription factor activity, RNA polymerase II-specific
Source: RefSeq, a predicted model, not a curated record
UUGGUGAGAGGUGCCAGGAGAGAUCAACAAGUGAGCGCAGGUCCGCGCACCGUCCGCAGAGCAAUGGACUUUUAGUUAUUCCGAGAUCUUUUACCAAUAUUGUUUGAAGCGACGGCUGAUCGACGUCAAGAGAAGAAGAAGAAGAAGCAGCAGUAGCCGUCAGAGAAAAUAAACAACAAUAACAAAGACAAUACAAAAUAUUGUUGCAUAUUUAAAUGCGUGUAUAUGUGUAUGUGUGUGUGUGUGUUUGUGCGUAAACCGGAAGUGAUUAAUAAACGGAAACGGAUAUAAAAAAAUAACGAACUCCAUUAGAGAAAUAAAGAUAUUCCUCCAUAAUUGUUACUUCAUAGAUCGCGUGUGCCACAGAAAUUGCAAAAAAAAAAAAAAAGCGUGCCAGCCAAAUUGGCCAUUUUCGACUUGGCCGAUUGCAUUUUUGGUAGUUGUUGUUGUUCCUCGUUGUUGUUGUUGUGGUUUUUGGCCAACGUCAAAUUCGAUUUUUAUGACUUUUGAAAGCGUGACUAAGACGUGAUUUAUGAUGGCGUGUGGUUUUUAAUAUUCAUGUGGACGCGCUCCGAACCUCUCAACCUGCGUAGGUGCGCCAAACAAUAAAAAAAAAAUACGAAAAAAAAACGAAAAAAAUAAAAAAACGAAAAAGCAAAGCAGCAACAACAAGAGGUCCGGCAAACCAGCAACAUCUGAGCCCCCAGGCCUCUCGAGGAGGAGGUGAAUUCAUUUCGAUAUCCAGCUGAGAGUGUGCGUGGAUUCGACUUUUUUAUGGAGGCAGUUAAGCAUUUGAGUGCCGCUGCUGCUGCUGCUGCUGCAACAUCCAGUGAUAUGCCAGCCAAAACGCCAGCAACACCAGCCACCGAUAUUGCAGAGGUGCUGGUCGAUUUCGAGGCAUCCACAUCAUCCAGUCAUGCCCCAGCGAAGCACAACAGCAACAAACUAAACGCCACAACGUCGCACUCGAAAUUGGAAAUCAAACUAGAACACCCGAAGAACGACAGCAGCAGCAACAGCAGCAACAAGGGCACACCAGCAACAUCCCCGAUUGCCGGCAAGACGACCAGCAAUGCCGCCAUCGCCGCUGCCACGGCAACAGCUGCUGCGGCAACCAACGACCUGGCUGCAGCGGCCGCUGUUGUCCUGUCGCUGCAAGGAACCAUGGUCAGCAGCCUGCAACAGGCCGCUCUGUUGCCGGCCAACUCUGCAGCAGCAGCAGCUCUUAACCUGCAGGCUUUGGAAUCCUAUCUGGCAUUGCAGCGCCUCACCGGGAAAUCGGAUGUCUUCCGCUUCGCCAGCAACAGCAGCAGCAACAACAACAACAGCAGCAGCAACGCCAGCAACAGCAGCAGCGCCAGCAACAACAACACGGCCAGCAACAUCAGCGAAUCGGACAACAAUCCGCUGCCAUCGCUAAUAGACAUUGCCAACAUAGAACUGAAGUCCAGCUGCUCCUCCAGCUCCUCGGGCGAGCAGUCUAUGACAGGAUCCACCUCGGCAGGGGGCGGGGCAGCCGGAAGGUCGGAGCCAUCAUCCUCGACCGGCAGCGCCACGAGCGGAGGCAGCAACUCCAACAGCAGUGCCACUGCGACCAAAUGCCUGCCACUGCCGUCGAUUGGAACCGUUAGUGCUGCGGCUGCUGUGGCGGCUGCUGCAGCGGCAGCAGCUGCUGCUGCGAAUCAACAGGCCGCCCUCGACUGUGCCACCGCAGCGGAAUUGGCGGCCGAGUGCGAUCUGCCGCUGUUGGAUGCCGAGGAUGCAUUGUCCUUCGAGGCGGGAGAGCUGGACAGCAGCUACGGCAGUUUCAUUUUCAAUCCCUCGGCUUUCGGGCAAGCGGACGCCGACUCGGCCCUGCACUCCCUGCAGGCCACAAUGUAUCAGGAUAAGAUGAGCGUCAUGGCCGGAGGUGGUGGUGGCGUCGGAGGAGGGUGCGUCGAGGAGGCGGGCAGCUCGAAUGCGGCAGCUGCAGCAGCAGCAGCAGCAGCGGCAGCAGCUCAGCGGUCCAAGAAGCAGUUCAUCUGUAAAUUCUGCAACCGGCAGUUCACCAAGUCGUAUAAUCUGCUGAUCCACGAGAGGACCCACACGGACGAGAGACCCUACUCCUGCGACAUCUGCGGCAAGGCCUUCAGGCGGCAGGAUCAUCUGAGGGAUCAUAGAUACAUCCACUCCAAGGAGAAGCCCUUCAAGUGCGCCGAAUGCGGCAAAGGAUUCUGCCAAUCGCGCACCUUGGCGGUCCACAAGAUCCUGCACAUGGAGGAGUCGCCGCACAAGUGCCCCGUCUGCAAUCGCUCCUUCAACCAGCGCUCCAACCUGAAGACCCACCUGCUCACCCACACGGACAUCAAGCCGUACAACUGCUCCUCCUGCGGCAAGGUCUUCCGGCGCAACUGCGACCUGAGGCGCCACAGCUUGACGCACAAUCUGGCCGCCGGAGUGGGCGGCGGCGUAGGCGGCAAUCUGAGUGAUUUAUUUGCUUCCGGUUCGAGCUCCAGCUCGGAUCUGGGACUACCAACAGGAUCCACCACCACUUCGGCAUCCCCCAGGGACCUGGUGGCCGUCAGCGAUUGAUCUUCCUUCCCCGCAAGGACUCUCCACUCAAAAAAAAAAACAAAAUAUUAAUCUCAAUUGCAGCUCUCAUAAUUACGAAUCCCUCCACGUUGUGUCUGAUCUGUGUUUUGCUCAUAUAACCUACGUACUAGUACUAACUAAAACAAGCAUUUAACUUAGAUUAGGAUUAGGAUUAGACUAAGACUAAGGCCUAGACUAAGCCAUGGAUAUUUGUCACGUAAGCUUAGCUGGAAAGUAUGACUUAUAUGCUUAGAAACUACAAUAAGUUUUAAGUUUAAGAUUUAAGAUUUGAAUGUCGACUCUGAUUUUAAUGUCGAAUAAAUGAUUUUAGUUUAAAGAGAA